UUUCGAGGUCCUGGAAGAUGUUCUGGAAGAAGGAAUUAAAAAAAUUACUAUAGUUGUUUUUUAGAUGAAAAUAGUUAUUACUACAGUCAUUUAAUAGAAUGGAAAAAAGAAAGAGAUAAUGCUAUAACUUUUUUUGAGAAUUUGUUCGAGGAAUAUCAAGGGUUAUACGGUACUGUACAAGAAGAAACAGCACCACCUCCGCCCCCGAAAUCAAAAAAAGGUUUUGCCGGAAUAGUCGGUGGUCUUCUUGCAAAGAAAAGGAAGCGUGCUCAUUCUUCGACGAGUUCAAGUGGUACAACAGUAAGCUCGCACAACGAAAUUGCUAUGUACCAUGGUUUGCCAUGCGAUUACGACGACGACGACGUGGAUUUUGAUGUGCUCGGAUGGUGGAAGCGGAACGAACACAUGUUCCCAUGUCUCGGCAUGCUAGCAAGACAAGUUUUAUCCGUUCCGGUAUCAACCGUAGCAGUUGAACGAGAAUUCAGUGCUGGCGGCAACAUUCUAACCGACUUUCGAAGUUGUCUUAGCGCUGAAUCUCUGGUUUGCAACCAAGAUUGGCUCUUGGCAAGACGUCGAGCUCAAGAGUCAUCAUACCUACUCGAAUCGGAGCAUUACAUGAAUGCAACAACAGAUGGAAGUCCGAGUUCUGAAGAAUAAGUUAUAAUUUUUUUAUGUUAAUGUAGAUAUGUAAUUAGUUUUUUUAGGUGAGCGAUAUAUAAGCUCCUUCGAGGGAGAGGGACGUUGAAUGGUGUGAGUGACAAAGUCACGCAGUCGCGAAGGAGGACGACGUUCUCUUUCACUUCGGCGCAAAGUGUCUUGGGUUGGAAGGGUUUGGUUAUCAAGGGCAGAAGAAGGUUGGACUGGGUCAUUG
Cuscuta campestris is the source of this 871-nucleotide messenger RNA. Lineage: Eukaryota; Viridiplantae; Streptophyta; Magnoliopsida; Solanales; Convolvulaceae. The record is from the annotation of a GenBank genome assembly.